Molecule: messenger RNA, 3351 nt
Organism: Orbilia oligospora ATCC 24927
Lineage: Eukaryota; Fungi; Ascomycota; Orbiliomycetes; Orbiliales; Orbiliaceae
Exons: 7
Coding region: 1-3351 (1116 amino acids)
Biological process (GO): calcium ion transmembrane transport; intracellular calcium ion homeostasis
Cellular component (GO): endomembrane system; membrane
Molecular function (GO): calcium:proton antiporter activity
Source: RefSeq, a predicted model, not a curated record
AUGGCGGAACCAGCCCGACCUGCUUCACCAGCAGGUAGCGUUUCUACUAUCGAUGGAGCAGAACAUAGUGGCGAACAACUUGGACCUUCGGAGAGUACGCAAACUAUAGCUACUACGACUACUCGGUCCGAUCACCCUAGGGUGACGAUUGUGGCACCAGAAGACUAUAGAGGAGAUGAAGAGAGCAUGCGGACUACGACCACUGUCAGAGAACGCCGAGAUAGACAAUCAGCACCACCUACCGUAAACCGUCCUACAACUACUCGGCGACUAUCUAGCCAUCGCAAACAUACCUACUCGGUAGACGAUAACGAAGAAGAGGUUCUUAAGGACCAGAGAUUGAAAAGUCAACAACAGCGGGCAGAAGUUUCAAGGGGCUCAAUAAGCACGGCGAGGAAGAGUGGUGGUAGUGGUCCUAGCUCAUUACGAAGAAGGGAAACUGGGAGUCUGGCGGCAGCAGUUCCAGAGCCCUUGCUGGAGGAAGAGGCUUUGAGCCCUACUACUACAAGACAAGCUGCCGAGCCUGUGGAAGAGGAUGAAGCUGAGAAUAUUGCUCCUGAAGAAGGAAUGGAUCAAACACCUGGAAGCGAGGAGGAAGAGGAACAUGUGGAGGAGGGAGAACAGACUUUGAAGGAACGUCAAGAAGCUAUCAAUGAGACACAUCCGUUCGGUGUUAAGAUUUGGAAGUCUUCACUAUACAAGAAGGACCGUUCGGUACAGAAACUUGCAGAAGAGGAUGUUCACUCAGCUCCCGGGGCCCGUAUGGGUACGAUCCAACUAGUAGGUAACUCGAUGUGGUCUUUGAUAGUGGGCUGGUGGAUGUCUGCCAUCGUUUUUGUCACCGCGACGAUAUGUUUCUUGACCUUCACAAGAAGUGGCAAGGAGUAUUCGAGAGUUUUGUGGGGAUUGUCGAAGUACCUCCUCUACCCGUUCGGCCAGUACAUCCGGCUUAGUCAAGAUGAGAAUUACUUGGAUGAGGAUUCAGGCGAGGGUAGAAGUAUCAGCGAAUACGAACAGUGGCAAGCGGGCGAUAUUGAGGAAGGUAGACUGUUCUUCGGGCCCCUUACACCGCGUUCUAUGGUGGGACAAGGCCGGAAUGACUUGGAUAACAUUAGCGAGGUUGAAUCGAUCGAUGAUUCGAAUGAACGGACUGGCCUGAUUAGUGGUGACGAAGCUGAUUCCGAAAAUCGACCGAACAAGAAAAAAAGGUUGUUCGGACGUGGUAAAUGGACUGUGGGGCGUGUUACGUUCUACAUUUUGUUUUAUAGUAUUAUCGGGCCAAUGCUGUUUUUGGUAUCCACUAUAUGCUGGAUUAUCGUUUUCACUAUUCCGAUGGCCCGUGUAAACGGAAUCCUUUUAUCGCACCUUAGGAGACACCCUCUGGCGCUAUCUUUCCACUCUAACCAAACACGCCGCUUAAGAAACGAUCACUCGCCAGUCUUGGUUUGUACGUAUAGAGCGGUGGGGUGGAAAUACUAUAAGUAUACGGUAGACGGUACCAAUAUAUUCCUCAUCAACUUACUGCUGGUGGUGGUAUUUGUGGUCUUCGACUACUGGGUCCUGCACAAGUUUUUCGAUUACCAUGGAUUUCUCACAAGCUCCCCAACGCUAUUUGUGUUAGCGCUGCUGUCUAUUAUCCCGCUUGCCUACUUUAUCGGACUAGCUGUUGCUUCGGUGUCAGCGCAGUCAUCGAUGGGUUUGGCCAGCGUGCUGAACGCAUUCUUUUCUACCAUCGUCGAGGUUUUCUUAUACUGUGUUGCAUUGUCACAAGGCAAGGGUAGACUUGUCGAGGGCAGUAUUGUCGGAAGUAUUCUAGCUGGUAUUCUCCUAAUGCCUGGUCUUUCUAUGUGUGCGGGUACCGUGUUCAGAAAGACACAGCACUUCAACGCCCAGAGUGCGGAAGCCACGAUGACGAUGCUGUUGUUUGCUGUGAUCGGAGCGUUUGCGCCGACUUUGUUCUAUCAGAUUUACGGAACGUAUGAGCUGAAAUGUCGUGAUUGUGACGACGACGAGAUGUCGAUUUCCAGAACGGAAGAUUGCCGAAGGUGUUAUUUUACCCAGCCUCCCUCAGUCGAUGAUCCGUUUUAUGCCAAAGCUGUCCAACCAUUCUGUUACACAGCUUCGGCACUCCUCGUCAUGGCUUAUGUCAUUGGGUGUCUAUUUACGUUAAAGACCCACGCGCAAUUGAUUUGGGCGACGCCCGAAAAACCGGCCCAGCCAACGAAUUCCCAUUCUCAUUCGCAAAAGCCACGACAGUCCAGUGAAUCAGUUGGUAAACUUCCUGAAGGACAGCGUGUUAACGGUGCGGCAUCGAUCCGGGAAUCUCCUGUCUAUAAGCGGGUGCUAGGCCAAACCUUGAAUUCGGCCGGAUUGACCCGACUAUCCGCAGGAUCUGCUCAGAGUUCGACACAGCAGUUGACUCCGAUUCCAGAAUCCGCCACUACGACAGGGCGUGCGGGAGGAUCGCGCGAGCCUGUACAUUUGCCACAUCAGAAACCCUUUGCAUCACUUUCUACUGAGGAAAAUGAAUCCCUGGUUCGCGGAGUAGCUGAAAUGGUUGCGACUGCUGCGGCUUCGGUGUCUGUAAACGCAGGGUACCAGGGUGGCGGCGAGGCUGGCGCAAGCACGGCUAGUUCCUCGGAACACCCCAAGAAGGUUUCGCAAAAAAUCGCAGAGAAUGCUGUCACUGAGGCUGCCGCGCACGGCGGGGCUUCAGGUCAUGAUGCACCGAACUGGAGUCGUACAAAGAGUUUAGUCAUUCUUUGCGGGGCCACAGUGCUUUAUGCUGCUGUCGCGGAGAUUCUGGUCAGCACUGUUGAUGUGGUCCUCGAGAACUCGAGUAUUGAUGAGAAACUGCUGGGAAUUACGUUGUUUGCUUUGGUACCAAACACUACGGAAUUCUUGAAUGCUAUUUCGUUUGCGAUGAAUGGGAAUGUGGCGUUGAGUAUGGAGAUUGGGUCGGCUUAUGCCUUGCAGGUGUGCCUGUUGCAGAUGCCGGCGUUGGUGGGCUGGACCGCGUGGACGACGGGGAAUGUUUUAGAUCAGGAUCGGUACAACAAGAUGUUCACGUUGAUCUUCCCGCAAUGGGAUAUGGUGACGGUUGUGCUAUGUGUUUUGAUGUUGACGAACAUCAUUCAUGAAGGGAAAUCCAACUAUUUUAAGGGCUCCUUCCUCUGUCUAUCAUACCUGACUGUUAUGCUCGGGUUUUAUUACAGUGGAUACAAUUAUCUUGCUGGGGGCGCUAACGAGAAGGCCCAAAUGUUCGACGCUAUGACUCGGGGAGGACAGUCUAGCUAUUUCCUUGGGAAUAAAUACGGGCAUCCUUCGAACGGGUUGAGUGUUCAGGGUUAA